This is a messenger RNA of Pistacia vera, 918 nucleotides long. RefSeq lists its product as uncharacterized. NCBI's taxonomy places the organism in Eukaryota, Viridiplantae, Streptophyta, Magnoliopsida, Sapindales, Anacardiaceae. The coding region runs from base 1 to 918 and encodes 305 amino acids. The record is from RefSeq and is a predicted model, not a curated record. The transcript has a single exon.
AUGGCUUCUGUAAAGAAAUCGUCGUCGUCAACCUCUGUUCUUUGUGUACUUGAACAAAGAACAUUGUUCGAUUAUUUACCUGAAACUCUCCUUCGCAAGAGCUGCAAAACAAACCUAUUAUUCGUCUUUCUUUCGCUUCUUUUCUUCACUUUCUUCUUUUCUUAUUUCGUCUCUCGCACUGUAAUCUCGCCACCCGACUUCGCCUUCCUUCCCGCAAACAUCUCCGUGCCAUCACCAAACAACUCAGGUGCCAACUUUUCCAAUAACGUGCUAAGGGAACAAGUCAAUAAGGUCUCUCGACACACUCGUCACGUGUCCUCCAUUCAAGAUUCUGAUAAAUUAAAGUCCGCUUCCGUUCUUUUUCCGGAUUGGGAGGUUCUUGCAAUCGUCUCGCCCGGGACACUGUCCGAUUCUGUGGACGGUUUGUAUUGUUUUUUUUCAACCAAAGAAAUUUCUAAGGCUAGAUUUUCGGGGGUUUUGCCGUUUACGAAUCUCACGACGUUUAAAUGUAAUAUGCCAAAAAGAUUUCGCCGUCAACGGCCGUUCUUUCAACCGGUUUUGACGAAACAUCCAGAGAAAGAAGAAGAAUCUCUCAUUACAGAAGCUUCCGCCAAGGAGCUCAUCAGAACCAACUUCUACGUGUACGAGGCGCUUUCAACGGAGAACGACGUCGCUUUGUUCGCUAAAGGCGUGAACAGACAUCAAGGAUUCAGCAGACCUCCUCAAGAGUUAAAGUGCGUAUUUGGUGAUGAUAAUGAUGCUAAAACCGCCGUUAGAACUCCCGUAACCAGCUCAUCACAAGAGGUCUUCAGGUGUGCUCAACCGGACUUAACGGCGUUUACUUCUAACAAGCCAAUCAAAGUCUCCAUAGAAAUCACGAAUGACAAUCUGAUCGUGCCUUCCGUGGCGUACNUAUGA